UAAACUUUAAAAAAAUUAUUUGUUGUGUGUAAUGAAUGUACUGAGUAUAAGAUACACAUACUGUCACUAAACAAUGAGGUGUGAGUACAUUUAUGAAUGACACGGCGUUAGUUUAUAAUGCCGCGUAACUGCGACAUGGCGGGGUUUCGAGAAGUUGAUCGGCAACAGUUCCCGCUACAAGAUAUUUCUUCAAUUGUCGGUUUAUUUAAACAACAAUUAGAAAGUUCUUACGAGCCUGAUUUAGCACUGUUAUCCAUAAUUGUUGGAGCUGUUGAAAAUUCAUUAACAUGGAAUCGAGCAUUGUCGGCGCAGAAAGAGACCGAAAAUUUUACAGAAUUCAAGUUGCCUCCUGUCGAAUAUCACAUUGUAGAAGCAUUGUAUUCAAAGUUUCACGCUAUAAUAAAAGGCGCAGUCGAUCUUUCACUAUAUGGACUCACAAAAUUUGCUACACGGGAUCUAGUUAAGAAAGUGUCUGAUGUCAUUUGGAAUUCUCUGACACGAAGCUAUUAUAAGGAUAGGGCGCACUUGCAGAGCUUGUAUAGUUAUUUGACGGGAAACAAACUGGAUUGUUUUGGAGUGGCGUUCGCCGUGGUUGCCGGUUGUCAAGUUCUUGGAUUUCGUGACGUCCACUUAGCUCUGUCAGAAGAUCAUGCUUGGGUUGUGUUUGGAGAAGGAGGAAAAGAAACAGCCGAAGUUACGUGGCAUGGUAAGGGGAAUGAAGACAAGCGAGGGCAACCAGUUGGACCUGGUAUUGGAUCAAAGUCUUGGCUGUAUGUAAAUGGACGUCCUGUGAUAUGUACUAGGCCAAUGGAAGUUGCAGCUUUAGUCUCAGCAAUAAAUCCUAGCCUUAGUCCAACCACAGAGGCAAUGGAAAUAGCUUUGUUGCAACAAGAACUGCUGUGGUUAUUGUAUGAUCUGGGACAUUUGUCUCAUUAUCCAAUGGCUCUUGGGAAUCUGAGUGACUUGGAGGAAGUAAGUCCAACACCAGGACGACCUCCUUGCAAUGCCCUCUUCCAGGAAGCUGUUCUCUCAGCUCGAACAUAUUAUGCAAACCAACAUGUUUAUCCAUACACUUACCAAGGUGGUUAUUUCUACAGGCACAAAAUGUACAAACAGGCAUUUGAAAGUUGGGCUAAUGCCAGUGAUGUUAUAAGGCACUACAAUUACUCCAGAGAUGACGAAGAAGUGUACAAAGAAUUCCUGGAAAUAGCAAAUGAGCUGAUCCCUCAAGUGAUACGUGUGGUGGGAUCAGGUCACAGUGCACGUUCUCUACUCAAGGACCCAGAGUGCUUUGCGCACCUCUUACGUUUCUAUGAUGGAAUUUGCCAGUGGGAAGAAGGCAGUGCCACACCAGUAUUGCAUAUAGGUUGGGCAAAACCAUUAGUCAAUACUAUCUCAAAAUUUGAUGCAGCUGUACGUGCACGUGUCGACAUUAUAUGCCGAGGAGCUACACCAGAAAAUGGAGGCGAAGGCGGUGGGGACAAUGGAGGAGGGACAGGAAGUGCAAGUGGUCACCUCAAUAACAACAAUUACCGUGAAACAGACAUUGUUCGGAGUCUGGAAUCACGUGUCGGACCUGUAGGAACUUCUGCCGGAGCUCAUCCCAGCAUUGCUGCUCUUACUGCCGCUUGCGGUGAGAAGAUUCUCAAUCGAGAUUAUUUACUAGCAGGAGGGGGACCGCCAUUUGCUUCGGAAGGCCGCGAAUCGCCAGGCCCAUCAAGUGACAUACCAGAGCCGACUCCAUCUGUACCAUCAUUACCUCCACCAUUGCCGGUAGUGGAGGAAUUGCCCCUCGGACCUACUGAGGAGGGACGACCACAGGUGAUACUGCACUCUCAAAAGAUGCGUGGGUUGAAGGAUUUGCUUCUGGCAGAAAAACUGAAUACUCAUGCCAUCUCUUUGCAACUUACAGCACAGUCACAAGUACAGGUAGGGCGCAAAGUACGUGCAUCUGACCAUGAUUCAAUGGAUGGCUUUGGUAUUCGCAACUCUUAUAAACGUGCCAGGAGAGAGUAGCUAAGGCAGUCCUAAGUUAUAAUCCCACUUUACUUCGUUGUCCCACAUUUGCUGUGUAAUUUUAAGAAAUAACACAGUGAUUGCUGAACUCGAGUACAAAUCCAUCUCCAUUAAAAAAGAAAAGUGGUUGUCUAUUCUUGAGAUAUGUCUUCUGUAGUUCCAUUUUGAAAAUAGAAGCACAGGCAGUUUAACCAAAAUCUUAUAGUCUCUAUGUAGUAUAAGUAUAUUUGACUAAAGUCAUAAUAAUAGCUUUGCCCACACUAUUUAUUUGUUCAGGGUACAACCCAGUCAAUCAUAGAAAUGUGAUAUACUGUCAGGUCUGACCGACAGUUGUGAUCUUCCCCCCCCCCCCAGUGUUUAGUCAGAUUCUCUAACUUAAUAGAAUAUUGAGAAUUUAAGGUGAAAUACUGUAAGCACGUUAUUUAACUACAAUUGAUGUAAAUUACUGCACCAAAUUGGUCCAAAUAUAAAAGAGUUAUUGAUUGUCAGAUAUUCUAAGUGUACAAAAGAAGUGUUGUAUAAAGUGCAAUCAGCCGAGUCCAGAAAAGGCUGUAAACAAACUAGUUUGUGGUCUGAGGAUUGACUAUGAGCUUAAGCGAAUAUGUAACGGUAAACAUGAUGCAGUUAACUGGAGGUACUUUUCUUCAAGAAAGCACUGGAAAGGUUUAUAAUUAAGUCUCGGCAUUCUACAUAAAUGGAUAUUUGUUUAUGUUGUUUGAGCCUCAUCAGCUGAUACAUUUACAAUGGCCAGCUCUGAAAUGUCAUACAUAUUUAAAUAACCAAUUUAAGAAUGUUCUUUCCAGCUAUUUUGUAUCUUAAACGUAAAAUAUGAAGAGAAAAAAAGAAAAGCAUCA
Molecule: messenger RNA, 2870 nt
Organism: Schistocerca americana (American grasshopper)
Lineage: Eukaryota; Metazoa; Arthropoda; Insecta; Orthoptera; Acrididae
Gene: Mnn1
Product: menin
Exons: 5
Coding region: 118-2016 (632 amino acids)
Biological process (GO): negative regulation of cell population proliferation; regulation of transcription by RNA polymerase II; negative regulation of cell cycle
Cellular component (GO): chromatin; nucleus; histone methyltransferase complex
Molecular function (GO): transcription cis-regulatory region binding; chromatin binding; Y-form DNA binding
Source: RefSeq, a predicted model, not a curated record